This is a messenger RNA of Salvelinus sp. IW2-2015, 2955 nucleotides long. RefSeq names its product macrophage colony-stimulating factor 1 receptor 1-like. The record is from RefSeq and is a predicted model, not a curated record. Gene Ontology annotation, biological process: cell surface receptor protein tyrosine kinase signaling pathway; multicellular organism development; osteoclast differentiation. Gene Ontology annotation, cellular component: signaling receptor complex; CSF1-CSF1R complex; plasma membrane. Lineage: Eukaryota; Metazoa; Chordata; Actinopteri; Salmoniformes; Salmonidae. Gene Ontology annotation, molecular function: growth factor binding; cytokine binding; ATP binding.
GAGCCCUCCAGUGAUCAAGCUGAACUCGGUGGUGCUGAGGGAGGCUGAGUGGACUAUCCCUGUUGGUACCUCAUCUUUCACCUUGACCUGUGAGGGCUACAGCACAGUUACCUGGUCUACCACAGCAUUCAAACUCAUGAGGAAUACUAGAUUGGGGAGUGUGAUUACCACCAGGCGCCUUACAGUAGACUACACUGGCACAUACAAGUGCAUGUAUGAGAACCAACCAGACCUCAGCUCAGAGGUCCACAUCUAUGUGAAAGAUCCCCAUAACAUCUUGGUGACCCCUCGAACCCUGGGAGAUGUGAAGGAGGGCAGUGAUGUUCUCCUCUGUCAGCUGACAAACCCCAUAGCCACCGACCUAUCCGUCCGUAUGGCCAACGGAGACCCUACACCSCCCGACAUGAACUACACUGUCAACCCAAAGAGAGGAAUCCUCAUCCGACAUCUUCUGACCAGCCACAGCGCAGACUACGUCUGCAGUGCAAAGAUCGAUGGGGUCACGAGAGUCUCCAAAGUUGUCCCCAUCUUCGUCAUUCAAAGGUUGCGUUUGCCCCCAUCUGUGCUAAUUGAGGUAGAUGGGUAUGUUCGUAUUGUCGGAGAGCAGCUCCUGAUCCCCUGCAUCACCAGCAACCCUAACCACUUCUACAACGUGACGUGGAAACACUCCUCCCUCAAAGCAUUGGACUUUUCACAUAAAAUGAUACAAGAGGACCAGAGUAAUCAAGUGCACAUCACCAGUAGUGUGACUAUCCCAGCUGUGGCCAUGUCUCACACAGGAAACUUCACCUGUACAGCCAUGAAUGAGGCUGGGUUCAACAGCUCCACCACCUACCUGCAGGUUGUAGAUAAGCCUUACAUUAGGCUCAUACCCCGCCUGUCACCAGAUCUCUACUUAAAUGGCUCCUUAGUUGAAGUGAACGAAGGAGAAAACCUUGAGAUAAACAUUCAGAUCGAGGCGUAUCCCCAAAUCAAGGAGCAGUGGUGGGACAUCCCCAUGUCUCACAAUCACAACAUCUCCACUCAUGACGACACAUGGGCCGUCCGAUACAAUAACAGGUACGAGAGCAGCUUGCUGCUACAGAGAGUGAGGUCUGAGGAGAGAGGCCAGUACACCCUCCACACUAGGAGCGCAUGCCUCAAUGGCUCCAUCACCUUCAACGUCCAAGUCUACCAGAAACCCAGUGCCAUGGUCAGACUGAAGAAUGUUACCACCCUGACCUGCACCACCUCUGGAUACCCAGCUCCCACAAUCCUCUGGUACCAGUGCCCAGGAAUACAAAACACGUGUGAUGGUGACAAUGACACCGUGGAGUUGCAGCCUCUUCUCACCAGCACCAUGGAGGUGCAGAGUGAGCUGACCCUCAGUCCCUCAAGUACGGAGGUCACGGUGGAGUGUGUGACCUUUAACCUGGUUGGUAAAGAGCGGGACAUCUUCGUAUUGCGUGGCCCUGCUGCGAGUACAUCAACAUUUGUCACGCCCAAGCUGUUCACACCCACUUUCAUUGGAGCCACCAGCACAGCAGCCCUUCUCUUCCUUCUGCUUGUCAUUGUCCUGUACAAAUACAAGCAGAAACCCAAAUAUGAAGUCCGGUGGAAGAUCAUCGAGGCCAAUGAUGGGAAUAACUACACCUUUAUUGACCCUACACAACUUCCGUAUAACAAGAAGUGGGAGUUCCCUCGUGAUAAGCUGAGGCUUGGCCAGAUUCUGGGAGCAGGKGCUUUUGGGAAAGUAGUGGAGGCCACUGCCUACGGUCUGGGGACCGAUGACAACAUGACCACGCGCGUGGCAGUAAAGAUGCUCAAGCCAAGCGCCCACUCAGAAGAGAGAGAAGCUCUGAUGUCAGAACUGAAGAUCCUCAGUCACCUGGGAUCUCAUGACAACAUUGUUAACCUGUUAGGGGCGUGUACUCAAGGAGGCCCAAUGCUGAUGAUCACKGAGUACUGCAGCUAUGGCGACCUGCUGAACUUCUUGCAUGGCAAGGCCAAGCUGCUCCUGUACUCUAUCCCGAGCGGACCAGGGACUCCAGAGGUUCCACGGGUUCCAGAGAACAGUGAUCACUACAAGAACACAUGUGCACAGGAGUCCCGUGUAAGGAGUGACAGUGGGAUCUCCUGCUCCAGCUCACACAACUACCUGGACAUGCAUCCAGCGCAGAGACCCAAACACUGUCCUAUGGGUUCCCUAUGUGAGGAUCCAGAGACAGGCACCUGGUCGCUGGACAUAGAAGACUUGUUGAGGUUCUCCUCUCAGGUGGCUCAGGGAAUGGACUUCCUGGCAUCCAAAAAUUGCAUUCACAGGGACGUGGCGGCUAGGAACGUCCUCUUGACCGAUGGCCGUGUGGCUAAGAUCUGCGACUUUGGCCUCGCCAGAGACAUCGAGAAUGACUCCAACUAUGUGGUGAAAGGAAAUGCCCGUCUGCCAGUGAAAUGGAUGGCCCCUGAGAGCAUCUUUGAAUGUGUGUACACAGUGCAGAGUGACGUCUGGUCCUAUGGGAUACUGCUGUGGGAGAUCUUCUCUCUGGGUAAGAGCCCAUACCCUAAUGUUGUGGUGGACACCCGGUUCUACAAGAUGAUCAAAGAUGGAUGCUACAUGUCUCAGCCGGACUUUUCCCCUCCAGAAAUAUACACCAUCAUGAAGCUGUGCUGGAACCUGGACCCAACAGAGCGUCCAACCUUCAGUACCAUCGGCCAACUUAUCCAAAAGCUACUGCCUGACCAGCCAGACCAUACCUACAGGAAUGUGCAGGAUACGACUCCACAGCAGGAGGCAGGAGAGCAGGGGGACCCAGCUAAGAUGAAUGAGGAUUGUGAUCAGACACUGCACCAGGAGAGAGAGGAGCAUCCCCUGAUGAAAAAGAACAACUACCAGUUCUGCUGAGAGCACAUCAAGCCAUCAUCAAUGACUAUACAUUCACAUUAACAUGUGUCAAUCACAGGCAAGAGAUGGGUGGA